This is a messenger RNA of Ceratosolen solmsi marchali, 758 nucleotides long. RefSeq names its product nucleoside diphosphate kinase (gene awd). The transcript is spliced from 3 exons. Gene Ontology annotation, molecular function: nucleoside diphosphate kinase activity. The record is from RefSeq and is a predicted model, not a curated record. NCBI's taxonomy places the organism in Eukaryota, Metazoa, Arthropoda, Insecta, Hymenoptera, Agaonidae. Bases 139 to 609 code for a protein of 156 amino acids. Gene Ontology annotation, biological process: UTP biosynthetic process; CTP biosynthetic process; GTP biosynthetic process.
AGUAUAUACCGCGACGUUGGCCUUCCGUUUCCCACAUUUUACCGGUAUUCUUCGCUUACUCUGCCAGUUAAGGUUUCGCUGUUGCUUACGACCGAGUUUCUAACCAGUUUUUCUGCAUCCACGAGCUUCAUUGGGAAAAUGGCCGAGAACAAAGAGCAGACUUUCAUUAUGAUCAAGCCCGACGGUGUUCAGCGAGGCCUUGUCGGCAAGAUUAUCCAGCGAUUCGAGGAUAAAGGCUUCAAGCUCGUCGCCAUGAAGAUGCUUUGGCCCACAGAGUCUCUUCUUAAACAACAUUAUUCAGAUCUCUCCAGCAGGCCAUUUUUCCCUGGUUUGGUCAAGUACAUGAGUUCCGGACCAGUCGUGCCUAUGGUUUGGGAAGGUCUUAAUGCCGUUAAAACAGGACGUGUUAUGCUUGGUGAAACCAAUCCUAAGGAUUCUGCUCCUGGUACAAUUCGUGGUGAUUUUUGCAUUCAAGUUGGACGCAACAUCAUUCAUGGAUCAGAUUCUGUUGAAUCAGCAAAUAAAGAAAUUAAAUUAUGGUUUGGUGAUGAGAAAGAAUCAGAACUCACUGAUUGGUCUUCCUGGGCUGAUAAAUGGAUCUACGAAUAAAUAAGUUCCUGUAACAUUUUUCAUUCCACUAAAAAAUCUGUAUUUCUUCUGUCAGAGGUAGUUGCAACAUUUGUAAUGCAAUGAUAAGCUUCAGAAUUAGUGCCAACUGUACAUACCAACUAUAACUGAUACAUAGCGAAACAAUAAAA